Molecule: messenger RNA, 1512 nt
Organism: Rhizoctonia solani
Lineage: Eukaryota; Fungi; Basidiomycota; Agaricomycetes; Cantharellales; Ceratobasidiaceae
Product: Tyrosine kinase specific for activated
Exons: 5
Coding region: 1-1512 (503 amino acids)
Biological process (GO): regulation of mitotic cell cycle; protein phosphorylation
Cellular component (GO): nucleus
Molecular function (GO): ATP binding; cyclin-dependent protein serine/threonine kinase activity
Source: RefSeq, a predicted model, not a curated record
AUGGAUUUCGACUCGGAGGGUUCCGACCAAUAUUCUUUUGUUUCGUCCGAUGCGGGAGUUUAUGACGACAGUCAGAUCCAAGCCGAAGGUGUACAUGCAACAAUAUAUCGGUCUGAAAUUGACGAUAACAACGGAAAUCUUCAAAGUCGAGUCAGUCGCAAUGAGAUUCGGGCAAUUAAGGCCGUAACGGCCUUCAAGAACGCCCGUCUGGAACCCCAUGAUAUCAGGUCAGAGGUCUACGCCUUGGCUCGGUUGCGCCACAUGAACAUCAUAGAUCUUCUCGGCGCGUCAUAUUCUCCUCAACAGAAAUUAUUUCAGAUUUUUAUGCCAUUUAUCCCUUUGACAUUACGUGAUUUGCUCGAAAAUCCAAGAUUUUCCCCCUAUCUGCCAUGCAAACAAGAAACCGAAUCGAGCCAAGUUCCUCAGUUAAACUUACAAACGCUACCUCCUUUCUGCACCUUAGCAAAAACCUUCCUCUUCCAGAUUGUAUCAGGCGUAGCGUUUUUGCAUGCAGAUAGCCAACCGAUUGCGCACCGGGACCUUAAACCCUCAAACAUCCUCGUCCGACCCGAUGGGUGUAUAAAGCUCAUCGAUUUCGGCAUUUGCUGGGAAGGACGACCGAGGGGUCAUGGUGCAUCGUUCGAAGAAGAAGACCGUUGUGAUAAUGAGAAUGGGCGCUUAAAUGGAUUUAGUGACGCGCCCAAGCCUGAGUGGGAUGAGAUUCCCGAACACAUGUGCUGUCAGGUCUCAAGUGGACCGUACCGAGCGCCUGAGCUUUUAUUUGCACCACGGCAAUAUGACGCGUCCGCAAUUGACCUGUGGAGUCUCGGUGUCCUCGCAAGUGACUUCUUUACUUCCUUGCAAUUUGAACCCAAGAACAUGGCUUCAGAUUCAGGAGAGUUUGAUUGGGAUGCUCUGGUUCCAAAAAACAACGAAAGCGCGGAUGACAUAGAUCCUAUGAAUAAGUUUCCCGAUGCAACCAUGUCAUUCAACGUACCUUCUUCGGUAACCGAUACGAGCCGCCCCGGAUCAUGGCACAGGAUUUCGCUUUUUGAUAGCACUCGAGGUGAAAUAGGUCUCGUUGCAAGCAUAUUCAAGUUAUUGGGCACCCCAACAGAAAUGACAUGGCCGGGAUUCGCUACUCUGCCCGCCGCCUCUGCACUGAUUUUUAAUCCUGUGUCCCCGCGUCCGCUGCGGCCGUUACUUCCUAAUCUUAUGCCAGACGAGAGCUCGGUCGGUUCGGCGGCUGGCCUAGGCUGUAUGCAAGAUAGAGAAAGCGUGGUCGAAUUGAUUGAAUCCCUCGUCCGAUACCCUCCUCAAUCACGUAGUAGUGCCUCCGAUUUGCUGAAACAUGCGUACUUCCAUCAAGGGAGUCCCCUCGUUCUGCCUCCGGGAUAUAUUAGUGCCGGUUGCGACCAACAGAUAUCACAAGAGGAGCGCGACACCCUGGCCGACUUGAUAGCACAGAUAAUUGCAAUGUCUGACGAUGAAGACUCUAACCCACUAAAGUGA